AUUCUGUUUAGCAUUCCUAUCUAGUAUCAAAUUUGUUGCGAAAGUUUCGUAAUCUUAAUAAUAACCCGAAUAAAGGGGUUGAGAUGUCCACAUAUAAUUUCGCUAUAAUAAUAUGUCGGAUUGGUAUUGGAGAGUGAUUGCCUUGAAAGCGGCGUUCGUGCUUACAUGUUUUGUUAGUUAUGUUUGGACCGAUGAUACUAUUAAACAGUUACCGUUUUGUAAUCCCCACGCUGCUGAGGAUUCAACUUUUAAUGAUUUAAUAAUAGUAAGCACUCUAGAUGGACGACUCACAGCAUUCUCAUCGGAAAACGGCGUCAAAGCUUGGGCUCUGGAAACUCAACCAUUGCUAUCGUCUAAUUUACAUCACGUUGAGCUUACGUCAGGCGGAAAAUGGGUUCGGCUAAUACCGUCAUUACGUGGUACUCUGUUCAGUUUAAGCGGAGAUUCCAUUGAGCCUUUGCCCUUUGAUGCGGAACAGUUAUUAUCAUCGUCGUUUAAAUAUUCAGAUGAUCUUGUGAUAGCUGGUGCCAGAGAGACACUAUGGGUGGGUUUGGACGCUCACACCGGUACUGUUAUAUACGAGUGUUCCUCGAGUGGUUGUAACAGUGAACAGCAGACUGCAGUCGCUGGAAGGGACAUCAUAGUGAUCAGACGACACUCGAACACUGUGAGAGCUCUGGACCCACGUUCCGGCACAGAGAAGUGGAACUUCAGCGUAGCGGAGCACCACUUGUCGUUGAGCCGUCGCGAGUGCGUCGGCGCGGGGAGCGCGAGGCGCACGCUUGCAGUGGGCGUGGCGUUGCCAGAGGGCGUGGUCGCGGUGCGGGCGCCCGGUGACAUCGCGCCAAUAUGGCAACACAAGCUCGAGGCCCCCGUCGCCGGCAUGUGGAGGCUGCAAGACGGUUCGCUGGAGAACAUGGACGUUCUGUGGGAGGCCGCGCAAGCUCUAGCCGAUGCGAACACACAAACAGCACCCUCGCUUUAUCUCGGAGUUCAUAACACACAGCUAUACAUACAAGAAAGUGCUCUGUACGCGCAAAAGAUCGAAACUUCGGUAGCAACGAAACCGGUACCGUGGAAGUUGAAACCGUCUCGGCCUCUCAUCACCGAUGGUACCACCGCUCUAUCACCACCCGAGGAAAACACUCUAGCCGUGAUCACUCUUCAAGGAAAUGCGGGAAAAACAGAAAACCACGGCUUCUUCCUCUACCCGCAAGAGACAUGUGAUCAAUCAGUUCAAGUGAACGAGAAUUCCAUCGAAGGUCCAGACAUAGUUCUACCCAACAACAGCGAUGACCAACCCGAUCACCAACAUGUGCAUGUCCACGUAUAUUCUCUAUGGUUUUGGUGGAAAGAAGUCCUAUUAAUAGCCAUAAGCUCAGCCCUACUCAUGAACCUCAUGAUAUGGCCAAGGUUUUUCGCACCAAAAAGACCACCCACCCCUUUACCAGUAAACCAAGAGUAUAUAGUUGUUGAACGACAUUAUGAGAGGCCAGUUACUAAUAACAAUACGGAAUAUUCUGGAAGGUACGAAAAUGAUUUUACGCCGCUGCAGUGUUUGGGUAAAGGGGGUUUCGGUGUUGUGUUCGAAGCUAGGAACAAUAUUGAUCAUUGUUCGUACGCUGUCAAGAGGAUCACUUUGCCGAAACGGCAGUCGAAACGCGAGCGUGUAUUACGGGAAGUUCGAGCGCUCGCGAAGCUCGAGCACGAGCACAUCGUGCGCUACUUCAACGCAUGGCUCGAGGAGCCGCCGCCGCGCUGGCAGGAGCAGCGCGACGCCUACUGGAUGAGGCAGUUAGGCGGUGUAUCGGUGGCUAUGUCCGAGGACUAUACGUCCCGUGUCCCCUCAACCCCUUCCAAUAAAAAGUCCCCCUCGAAGGGAGACAGCGUGAUGUUAAACCUACAUAAAUCCAUUGACGACUGCAUCGACGCUCUCGAUUACGAGAAAAAUUUAUCAGAACCGAGGAGACAUAGAUCACUAAGCUGCAACGAUUCAUUCAGCAUAGUAUUUGACGAGGACGCAACCAAAGACCCUCACCUAACGACCGUGACCCCAGAACCAGAUAACACUCCCAAAAAUAGCCUAUCUACAUAUAGCAGUAGGAAUACCAAUACUUUAUCCAAAAAUAGUAAAAACGCAUCCAGCGACGUUCUUCCCAACAUGCUUUCAAAACAUGGCAGUGGUGACAACGAUGACUCCUUUAUUAUGUUUGCAAAUACAGGUGAUCUAGAAAAUUCUGCAAGACUUUCAGAGGCUAGGAAUUUGUCUAAUAAGGUGCUGGAGAAGAUAAAGGAAGGGGAUACGUUUAAGGAUAGCCAAAGUUAUAAUAAGAAAAAGAAAGGCCACACAAGACACUGGUCUCUAGAUAUGUGUGUCCGUAAUGCUGAAGAGAACAAUGAAAAUGUGGGCUCUAAAAUGUACCUCUACAUACAAAUGCAGUUGUGUAGGAGAGAUAGUCUCCACGACUGGCUGAGGAAUAACCGCACUUGGGAAUCUAGGAAUAGAGAACAGGUGACAACUCUAUUUAGUCAGAUCGUUUCUGCAGUGGAGUAUGUCCAUCUUGCGGGUCUCAUCCAUCGAGAUCUGAAGCCCAGCAAUAUAUUCUUCGCGCCCUGUGGCAAGGUCAAAGUGGGAGAUUUCGGUCUAGUGACCGCUAUGACGGAAAAUUCGCAAGACGGUCCCCAAGAAUUGGAUGUAAACGCGAGACACACGAAUAGAGUUGGUACACAUUUAUAUAUGUCACCAGAACAACUGCUCGGUCAACCAUAUAGCUACAAAGUUGAUAUAUAUUCCUUGGGGCUAGUUUUAUUCGAACUGUUACAUCCGUUUGGAACGGAGUCAGAGAGAGUCGCUUGUCUUAUGGGAGUCAGGAAUGGACAAUAUCCUAUUAACUUUCAGCAGAAGUAUCCUAAUGAGAUGGAGGUAUUAAAACUGAUGCUAUCAAAGCAACCAAAGGAAAGACCGACAGCAAGUGGAGUCAGGGCUCGAGCACCGCUAUACCAAAACACGGACCAAAAAUGGCACUUCACACUCCCCACAAUGGUGUCAUGACUGACUGACUCUGCAAUGGUGACAUAUUCUUAUGUUAACUAGUAACCUGCCCCGGCAUUGCGCAAGCUUGAUAUAAAAGUAUAUUGAUGUUGAGUAAAGCCGGGGCCACAUGCUAAUAUUAUACCUAAAUAAUUAGGUAGUGGUUUGUUGUUUAGUUGUGUUGAACUGUUAAACCAAAUUUAAUUUGGUUCGGUAGCAUAAUACAUUAGGUAUAGUGAUGGCUAUCUGUUUAAAGAAAAAUAAAAUGAAUUCCAAACUACCCUCAUUUAUCCUGUGCUAA
Molecule: messenger RNA, 3332 nt
Organism: Melitaea cinxia (Glanville fritillary)
Lineage: Eukaryota; Metazoa; Arthropoda; Insecta; Lepidoptera; Nymphalidae
Product: eukaryotic translation initiation factor 2-alpha kinase-like
Exons: 16
Coding region: 113-3052 (979 amino acids)
Biological process (GO): protein phosphorylation
Molecular function (GO): ATP binding; protein kinase activity; protein binding
Source: RefSeq, a predicted model, not a curated record